GUGUAUUGAGGCCUCAGCUCACGUUAACCCCGCUUUAACAGGCCUGCAGUCGCUGCAUCGUUCCAGGUGUGAUGCUUUCACACCUCCGGGCUCCGCAGACGUCUGAAGUCGCUGCGCAGCCUCUGCUGUGCCAGCCGGCACGGAUGGUCGGCCCAUUCACACAUUCCCUCGGUACCACCUUUGAUCGCGGCUGGGAUAUAACCCCCAGAGAGCCCACGGGUCACAGUCAGCGGCUGCAGCUCCAGAGGCAGGAGGACAAUGUCUGCGGUUGGUGGGAAAAUGCGCGUCCGGGACCUGAACCACUUUCAGAUGCUUCACGACGGGCCUCCGCACAUGAGCCGCGUGGUGAGCUCAGAAUUCGGAUCCUCGGAUGUUACGAACUACUUUACCCCCACAAACUCUGCACCAAGGGAGGAGAAAUGCAUGACCAUUCUAACGCACAGGAGAAAGAGGACCAACUUCACCCAGCAGCAAAUACAAGUGCUGGAAAAAGUUUAUUCUGACACAAAAUAUCCUGACAUCUACCUCCGAGAGCGCCUGGAGGCUCUGACUGGACUGCCAGAGUCCAGGAUUCAGGUUUGGUUUCAGAACAGAAGGGCCAAGUCUCGUAGGCAGGUGGGAUCCUCAGUCUCCAAGGUCUCAAACACCCCAGGAGGUGUCACCUUCAGCCAAAUCCAGAGCAGAAUGUCCUCUCAAAAAGCUUAUGAGCACAACUCUGAGAUGCAAAGGAUGGGAGCUUUUAAAGCACAUGAUAGUUUUAUGCCGCUUAUUCAACAAAGCGCUGUGGAUCCUCACAUGACCAGACUUCCAGGGAAUUCCAGCAAUUACACUCAGAAAUCUUCAUCAUGCCUUUAUGACAUCAAGGGACCCAGAGGCCCGGCUGGCCAAGUGCAGCAACACAAACCCACCAUCCCCACCCCAAGCUUCCAUCUCUAUCCCACCCAGAACGAGCAUCAAGUCAAGACUGAAGCCAACAAGCCUGAUAACCAGGCUCCAAAAGUCUUAGUGGAGUACGACAACUUCCCACCUAAUAAAACUAUCGGGCCGGAGAUGAAAAUUGUGAUACCUCCGAUCCCCAGCAGUUUCACAAGGUCGUCUCCAAAUGAUAGCGUGUGUCAGAUGCAGUAUCCACAAAUGAGACUUACAGGUGGAGGACUCGGCCACUUCUCUCCCAUUCAAAACAUGGAAGCACAGAACAUUUCCGACACGGAUUCUGACUGGGAACAGGAAACGAUGGCCGGCUUCAGUGGCUUCUGCGAUCUUUAAGGAGCCUCCAAGAUCCACGGGAGUCUGUAUUUAUUGUAAAACGUAAUAAUAUUCAUGACUGUAUUUGUAUUUUCCGAGUUGUGUAUAAAAUAAAAGAAAAAAAA
This is a messenger RNA of Oryzias latipes (Japanese medaka), 1370 nucleotides long. It is a transcript of the gene mixl1, whose product is annotated as Mix paired-like homeobox. Gene Ontology annotation, biological process: regulation of transcription by RNA polymerase II. NCBI's taxonomy places the organism in Eukaryota, Metazoa, Chordata, Actinopteri, Beloniformes, Adrianichthyidae. Gene Ontology annotation, molecular function: RNA polymerase II transcription regulatory region sequence-specific DNA binding; DNA-binding transcription factor activity, RNA polymerase II-specific. The record is from RefSeq and is a predicted model, not a curated record.